AUGAAUCAUUCUUUUUAAAUUGUCCCUUCAGAUACUUUUUUGAAUAUUCUCAAUCAAAAUAAUAUUUCUGUUGUUGAUAUUGAUGAUGACUAUAUAGUAGAGUAAGAAUGGAUGUUUGAAAAUGAGAACAAUUUUCCAGAAUCAAAAAUUGAAGCAUAACAACCUAUAGUUUAUGAAAGAUCUUAAGCCCUUGUAGGGAAUCAACUAUUGUAAAAGUUUAAGAAAACAAAAGAAGAGGAUCUGUUGAAACAAAAUAAAGAAAUUUUUUAGGCUAAUCAAUCCAAAAGCCUUUAUCUUAAUAAAAUUUAGUAAUUAAUUGAUAGUCCAGCUGUUGUAAGCAAGCCAAAGCAAACGUAUAAUUGCUUUAUCCACUUAGACGUCAGAAAGUAAUUGUGGAAAGCGACUCUUCAGAUGGAAAGGGUAGAUUAAUGAAAAAUAGAGAAUCAGCUAGGAAUUCUAGAAAAAGAAAGAAAAUAUAUGUGGAAUUAUUGGAAAAUAAAGUAAAAGAGUUGACAGAUUAAAUUAAAUAGUAUGAAUACAAUUUGUAAUAAUACAAAAUUUAAAAUCUAUAAGUAAAUCUUAAUAAAUAUAUUAUGCAGUUAGAAAGUUUUAGAGAAGAUUAUUAUAGAUAAUUAAAUUAAUUGAAUGGAUUAUAAAGUAUUCAAGUAUUACAAGAGUAAUAUGGUGCUACUUCAUAACGUCGUUGGAGUGUAUGUACUGAAUUAAUUAAUUUAUUAAUUGAGUCUACGAUUCCAAUAGAAAUUAAAAAGCUUAUGGAAUCAGCAAAAAAUGGAACUGAUAUGUUUAUAAGUCCACUUUUGAAUCAUAAUUCAUGUUUAUAAUACAAAGAGUAUUUUUAAAAAGGAAUUUUUGAUUUAGAGAUGUAAACAAUUAUUUAAAUUGAGAGCAACAAAGAAUUUUGGAUUGUCAUAUGAUAAAAUAAGAGAAUAAGUAUUAUAUUUAGAGAGACUAAAAUUGGAAGUUAUAGAAACAAUUGGAGCUAAUUAAUACAUUGAAUACUUAAAUUAAUAAUUCAAUUGA
Messenger RNA from Paramecium primaurelia, 1041 nucleotides. NCBI's taxonomy places the organism in Eukaryota, Ciliophora, Oligohymenophorea, Peniculida, Parameciidae. The record is from the annotation of a GenBank genome assembly.